UCCAAGAUCCUGCAUUUUGAUUUGUUUAUCAUUAUUCAAUGUUCAAUGUUUUUCAAUAUUUUCUUACUGUGAUCAAAAUAAAUUGGGCUAGGUAUGAAUAAAAUUCACUGAAGACAUCAAGACAGGAGUGUUACGUGAAUUUUUUGAAUUAAAGAUAACUGUAGUUAUAAAUAAGAAUUAGAAUGACGCCGCCGAUGGAAAGAAUCCAAAUUUUGGAGACUAUCGAAAAAGACAUUGUAGUGUGUUUACAAAGUGCAGGACAAGCUUGUAUGGAAUUGAGCAAGGAAAAAUCAAGCUUGAAGCAGGCAGAGUCGCAAACACAUCAAUUCUUGAAAACUCUAGGACAAUUGGAAUCUAAAUUAAGUGAACAGAUUAAUUAUCUCACGCAAGUUUCUACUGGUAUGUAUAUUUAUUUAACAAUAUCAUUACCAUAUCUCUUUCAAUAUAUGUUUUUAAUAAAUGUUUUUCACAGGCCAACCACACGAAGGUUCCGGAUAUGCAAGUCAAAAGGUACUGCAAAUGGCGUGGCACAGAUUGGAGCACGCGCGAAGUAGAGUUAACGAAUUGGAACGUAUAAAGAACAAGCUACGAUAAGUACAUAAUAUUCCUCAAUUCAAAAUAUAUAUAUUGUAAAGACGAGUAAUAUUACAUUAAUGUUGCUUGUGAUAACUCAUCUAAAGUUAUAAUAAAAUUACAUACUUUUA
Molecule: messenger RNA, 704 nt
Organism: Atta colombica
Lineage: Eukaryota; Metazoa; Arthropoda; Insecta; Hymenoptera; Formicidae
Gene: MED11
Product: mediator of RNA polymerase II transcription subunit 11
Exons: 2
Coding region: 183-554 (123 amino acids)
Biological process (GO): regulation of transcription by RNA polymerase II
Cellular component (GO): mediator complex
Molecular function (GO): transcription coregulator activity
Source: RefSeq, a predicted model, not a curated record